AUGAAAAUUUUUUUUUUAAAUAAUGGACCUCGAUAUUGCCCGUCAUUGGAAGCUAAAUGUUUGCGUUUUCCUGAAUUAAAGCAUAGAAUUUUCCUUGAACCAGAAGGUUUGGAUAGCGAGUUGGUUUACCCUCAAGGAUGCGCUCUAGGAUUUGAUUUGGAUGUUCAAGUUAAAAUAAUGAGGACAGUGGAAGGAUUGGAAAAUGUUGAAGUUACACAACCUGGUUAUUCUGUCCGUUACAAUUUUGUUCAUCCUCAACAACUCUUCCCAACCUUGGAAACCCAAAAAGUUUGUGGUCUCUUUUUGGCAGGACAAAUAAAUGGAACUACGGGGUAUGAAGAAGCUGCAGCCCAAGGUUUAAUCGCUGGAACAAACGCGGCAGAAAGAGCGGAAGCAAACAAAAAAGGAGAUAAGACGGCCUAUAAUCCUUUAAAGGUUUCAAGAACAGAGGCAUAUAUCGGUGUAAUGAUUGAUGAUUUGACUAAUUUUGGGGUAACUGAAGCUUAUAGAAUAUUUACUUCUCGGUCAGAAAAUCGGCUGGAGUUGAGGUUUUGUUAA
Molecule: messenger RNA, 558 nt
Organism: Meloidogyne enterolobii
Lineage: Eukaryota; Metazoa; Nematoda; Chromadorea; Rhabditida; Meloidogynidae
Source: the annotation of a GenBank genome assembly